Messenger RNA from Lytechinus pictus (painted urchin), 4355 nucleotides. Its product is annotated as tectonic-like complex member MKS1. The transcript is spliced from 15 exons. The coding region runs from base 159 to 1877 and encodes 572 amino acids. The record is from RefSeq and is a predicted model, not a curated record. Gene Ontology annotation, cellular component: MKS complex. Gene Ontology annotation, biological process: cilium assembly. NCBI's taxonomy places the organism in Eukaryota, Metazoa, Echinodermata, Echinoidea, Temnopleuroida, Toxopneustidae.
AUAUCCGGAUCGGAGCAUUUGUAUUACGUCCAUGCAUAAAUGCUGGUCGAAGAAACAUUUCUGAUUAACUUGAAAAGGUCGAACAGCUAGCACGCAGUGAAACUUGUCACUGGCUUCAUUUCAGAUGUCUAUGUAUUUACUCUUAUUGAUGUUGCAUCAUGGGAGAUAAUUCUGCUGGGGAUUUUGGAUCAUCUUACUAUCGAUCUCUAGAUCCUGUUAAAAACCUCAAGAUCAGAGUGCAUUUGAAGAGAGUAACAGGAGCAAGCCUGGUACCUAAGGCCAUAGCACCAGGAGGUAAUAAGAAUGAAGAUGGAGCAGAAGGCCAAGAAGGGAUACCCUUGAAGACUCUAAGCAAGAAAACCAGUGCUGCUGGAGGAGAAGGGAGCACAUCAAAAGAAGAAAAGCCAAACACAUCAAAUGAGGAGGUUUAUGUAUUCAGCUGGCAGGAGAAAGUGUUCAGCCGACGGGAGGUGCAGCUAUACUCCAAUGAGGCAUCUUGCGAGGGUCCGCUUGAGCAAAAAUACUUCAAUGAAAUUAAGGAACAGAAGGCCAAAGGAGGCAGAAUAACCAAGCGUCUUUUUACCUAUACUGAUUAUGAUAGCUUCACCCAUAGGGAAGAGGAAAGUCUUGCAACCACCUCGCCGAAUGAGGAAGCUUCAUUUCUGGCAGAGAAGAUGAGAAAUGUACGGAGAAGAAAGAAGAUUGAGAGAAAAAAGAGAGAUAUACAAGGUGAUCCAAUGCUGAUGCAAAGGAGGACUAAUUUAGUGGUUGAAAGCCCUUCAGAGGAACAGAAAAAGAGUUCUCAUGUCAUUGAUACACCUAUAAACACCAUGUAUAUCAUAGCUGACCUUGGUGUCAUGGAUAGUGAACCCAAAGAAGAAGAUGAAUGCACUUUGUGUACCAUCAAGGUAUCUAUGGGUGGAGUAAUCACGGUAUCCCCUGACUUCACUCAUCAUCGAGAGCCUUACACCAUUGUGACUGACACAGGAGGGAGGGAUACAUUCCAGUACAGUUUGACAUUAGCAUCUACUGCUAUGAGUUCUAAGGAACAAGCCAAGGAGAAUAAGAUGUACCAUGAACUCCUCCAGAGACAUACAGACAUCAUCACAGCUUACGUAGGCCAAGACUUUGAGCAGGUGCCACCAAGUACAUUGAGGCUGUGUAUACUUGGUGAGAUAGUAUCGGCCAAGAACUUUGAGUAUGAUGGACUCUAUGUACAUUACUUUGUGGAAUUACCUAGACACUGGGAAGCUAAUAGAGCUCAGAUGUUAUCUGGAGUAACACAAACCUGUUAUACAAAGGAGAUUGAUAGAGAAUACACAUCCUACUUUAGCCAUCCAUUUGAUAUGGAAGUAUACUACCAGAUGAAAGAUUUUACAGAGGAGGACCAAGAUACUCUUCCUAAGUGGCCUCAACUCUUCCUAGAGGUCCUAUCACUAGAUUCCUGGCAGAGGUAUAGGACUGAAGGCUAUGGGUGCAUCACUCUACCCCCUAAUCCUGGCACCUACUCAUUUGAUGUGAACAUGUGGCGACCAUUGGGAAGGAGCUCGUACGAUGAAAUGAGGCGGUUUUUCAUUGGUGGAUCCCCGGAGCUUGAAGACUCAAGCUAUGUGUCGGUACCGCUCACUCACGACGGGAAGGUGCUUAGUAGGUUUGGACUCAUGACUGAGACAACAGGGAGUGUGACAGUCAAACUGAAUCUCAUGCAACAGAGCAGGGCUUUCAUGGACCAGACAUCAAAACGGAAGAAUGUUGGAACGUUGAUAGACAAAUUAGGUGGAAUGACAAUGCAGGCAUCAGUGGCAAGUGUCAUGGAUUUGUUCCAGAAAGCAAGGAGGAGAAUGCAGAAUGCUAAGGAUACAUUAACAAAAAUAUGAAACUUUGUUGAUAAUGGAACAGUUGAAAUCAUCUGAAGGAAUAAUGUUUGAGUGGACAUGAACAAAAAUAUAACCCAGUGUGAAAUGGCCUAGAAGAGCAUAUUUCUUCCCUUUGGACAAGAUGGAUCCUUUCAGAAGAUGGUUGAAGAAGGGAUCAUGUUCAAGAGGAAAAUUGAUAAUUCAUUAGACAUGUAAGUUAAAAUGAGCAUUUUUAGAAUGACUCUGAGAUGAUAUUGAUUUAAGCAGGCAGCUUAAUGGUAAAUACCCGAAUAGCUAUGCACACUACAUAUGCCUUCAUGAAAACUACCAUGUACAUUUAAUGGUUUGGUCUGAGUACUGUAUCUGUCAUGGAAGCUGGAGGCCAUUGCUCCUAUCCCAUAUUUAGUUUUCAUUGUAACCUGUGAAAGGCAUUACAGUUGGGUUUAUUUGUAAGUCUGCCCUGUAUUUGUUCUUGUGCCAGUAAGGCAAGUUAACUACACAUACUAUUUGUGAAGUGUCCCUUCAAUUAAUUUUCUAAUCAAAAUAGGUUGUGAACUUGUUUCUUAGUUGAAUGCUAGGGAAACCAAGCAGCUGGCUGUAUUGUGUGUAAUAUGAAUGGAGUAAAGAUGCUGGCUCAUCUUGUUUAAAUACAACACCACAGGUUAUUUAUUACUCUAAAAUAACCCUAACACUCUGGGGGGCAUUAUGACCCCUUCGACAUUUUUUUUAUUUUGAAAAAAAAAUAUUGAGGGAUGGUGAGAUUUAUUUCAGAGCGUAUUAGUAAUACUAACUGAAAUAUACAGAAAGCAGAAUGUGCAAUGUGAUCUGGGGCCCGUAACACAAAGCUUAGCAAUGAUCGUAGAACAUUUUUCUACGAUUGAUUCCAUUGAAUACAGUGUACAGUCAAUCGUAAAAAUAAAGCGUACGAUUAAUUGCUAACUUUUGUGUUACGGGACCCUGAUUAGCUAACUGCCCGUAAGGAAAUGUACUCAUAUCAUUUGUAUUACUAGUACUGAUUCAUCUAAUUGAUAUUAAAAGGCUGCUGGGUAAAGUACCACCAAAUUUUAAUUUUUUCUUUUAAAAUUAAUUAUUCUAUCUUAAUUUCAAUUAUGAAAUCAGUUGUGCAAUACAUUUUUUUUGUGUAAUUAAAAUAAAUAGGAAUAUGCCGUGUUCAGAAGUAUUUGAUAUUGCAUAUUAAUUGAUCAUUACCUGCAUCAUAUUGCAAUUGGAAUAUGUAGUAAUUAUUCUGGCAAUACGACCAAGAUCUGUGAUUUCACAAUUGUACAACUUCCCAUUUUCUCUUUCAUCUUCAAUCUGUCACAAGGUCAGUUGUGCUUUUUUAAUUAGAGGACAUAUAGUACAGGUUUCUAUUCAUCAUGGAUAAAUUAUUUGUCCUUUCAUUAGAAUGAGCAAAAAAGAGAAGUUUUGUGUCCAAAGAGGAGAGUUAUACAAAUGUUACAUCAUAGAUCUUGUUUACUUUACCACUGGGAGGAAUAUUGUUCUCAAUAUUUAAAUGUUCAUAACUCUCUUCUUAUCUGUCCCAAUUUACUUAAACUUUUAUUGAUCUUAUUUGAUUUUCGGCGUUAAUUGGCAUCAUACCUAUAAGAACUACUUUCAUCAUCAUCACCAUCACCACCAUCAUCAUCACCACCACCACCAUUAUCAUCACCACCACCACCACCAUUAUCAUCAUCAUCACCACCACCACCACCAUCACAAUCGUCACCACCAUCAUCACCACCACCACCACAAUCGUCACCACCAUCACAAUCACCACCACCACCACAAUCGUCACCACCAUCACAAUCGUCACCACCAUCACAAUUACCACCACCACCACCAUCAUCACCACCAUUACUACCAAUCAAUUGAAUUAAAUCCAUCCAAAACAUAUAUAUCACCUUGAAUUCAGACUAAUCUUUGUGCCAAAAGUUUAUUGUAUUCCAUGACAAGUAUCAUCAUUUAUGGACUUGUAUUCAUUUUUAAGACAAGUUUUAAUCAUCUUAGUGUACCGUAGAGGCUAACCCUUUAAACAGCUUUACGCAUUAAAGGUUAAUCAUUGGAAUUUACAGAGAAUCAUUCUUCAUGACUAUAAAGAGCCUAACAAAUGCAAAAGAACCCUCAUAGGUCAGGAUAAUUAAUUGACAACAACAGUUCUCAAGACUCCUUGGGUGUAUUUGCACAUACUCUGUUCACACUUUGUUUACAUGGCUCUGUUCUUUCCUAUGUUCCAGACACAAUAUUGAUGGAAAGAUUCUCUCGGCCCCUGUGCCUUUUUUGUAAGCUUCUAAAUGAUGAACAUUUGGAAGGAUCAAUGACUGCACAAAAAGUGCGUGUUGCAAGCAAUUUAACUUGGGAAAGAAAAUGCUUGAUGCAUUGACAUUAAACCCUAACUGUACUGCUCUGUUCUCACACUUAAUAAUUACAGUACCUUCAUUUUAUAAAUGCAAAUUGUAAAAUUUUGUAAAUAAAUUUUAUUUAAAGUUACCGAAAGAGAAA